Phoenix dactylifera (date palm) is the source of this 2106-nucleotide messenger RNA. Its product is annotated as ACT domain-containing protein ACR10-like. The record is from RefSeq and is a predicted model, not a curated record. Lineage: Eukaryota; Viridiplantae; Streptophyta; Magnoliopsida; Arecales; Arecaceae.
UCUUGAAAACAAGGAACAAGAACCAAAAAGAAAGAAGGCACACCGAGAGGUCCGCCUCCUCUCAUCUCCGAUCUCGCUCCCUCUCGCCUCGUUUUUUUUUUAUAUAAUGGAUAUUCCGGUCCAAGCGGCGGCACCGGAAUCGAGACCAGCGACCACCCUCCUCUCUUCUUUUCUUUUCUUUGGAUGUCUCUUCUCCCAGUUGAAACCACGGUAGGAGGGGAAAAGCAAAAGAAGGCUAGUAGUUUCCGUAGAAAUAGGAGAAAGAAAGAGGCCAAGAAGAGCAGAAAAGGCGAGAGAGAAAGGGAGAGGGAGAUGGGCCUACCGAACGACGACGUUGUAGUCAUCCGGCAGCCGGAGAGGCCCGGAGAGCCGAGCGUUAUCACCAUCAGUUGCCCGGACAAGACCGGCCUCGGUUGCGACCUCUGCCGCGUGAUCCUACUCUUCGGCUUGAGCAUUGUGAGGGGAGACGUGAGCACGGAUGGGAAGUGGUGCUACAUACUGUUCUGGGUGGUGGAGAGGGGAGGGGAGGCGACGAGGUGGGGGCUGCUGAAGAAGAGGCUACUGGGGGCUUGCCCCGUGCCAUCUUUGCUGUUGGGGAUUGACGGCUACUUCUCUAGGCAGCUGGAUGCAGAGCAGCAGCCUCAAGUUUUUCUGCUCAAGUUCUCGUGCUACGAUCACUUGGGCCUCUUGCAUGAUGUGACGCAGGUGCUAUGUGAGCUUGAGCUCACAAUCAGGAGGGUGAACGUAUCCACCACUCCAGAUGGGAGAGUUAUGGACCUCUUCUUCAUAACUGACACGAGAGAACUUCUUCACACAAACAGCAGAAAGGAUGAGACAUGUGCCCAAUUGAAAGCUGUUCUAGGGGACUCUAUGACUAGUUGCGACAUUGAACCAGCUAGCGCAGAGAUCGCUGCAUGUUUGCAGGCUUCAUCUUCUCUACCCCAUUCAAUCACAGAGGAGAUGUUCAGUGUGGAGCUUCCAGAUGAACCAUCCACAGGAUCUUUUCCGGCAUUUAAUAGUCUUUCAGUCACAAUGGAUAACUCUCUCAGCCCUGCUCAUACACUUAUUCAACUUUAUUGUCAUGAUCACAAGGGCCUCCUCUAUGACAUCAUGAGAACCCUGAAGGACUACAACAUUCAGAUUUCUUAUGGGCGAUUCUAUGCCUCCCAUAAUGGAAACUGCGAAAUAGAUUUGUUUGUGAUGCAAAUAGAUGGGAAGAAAAUUGUUGACCCAAACAAGCAGAAGGCACUGUGUGAUCGCUUGAGAAUGGAGUUGUUUCGUCCACUCCGUGUGAUGGUGGUGAGCCGUGGACCUGACACAGAACUUUUAGUUGCAAAUCCAGUUGAAUUAUCUGGCAAGGGUCGCCCUUUAGUUUUCUAUGAUAUCACCUUUGCCCUCAAAAUGCUCGGCACUCGCAUCUUUUUGGCUGAGAUUGGGAGGCAUGUUAUCGGCGAUAGGGAAUGGGAGGUUUACAGAAUAUACCUUGGUGAUGAUCAGGAGCUUGCAGCAUCAAGGAACAAGAUUGUGGAGGGAGUGACGAAGAUGUUAAUGGGUUGGGACUGAUUUGCGUUGAAACUUGUGCUCUCUUUCUUGUUCUGGAAUUCUUGAAGUCUUCAGCAUCAAAGAACUAUUUUCAGCAUAUUCGUUGUACAGUAUACUCCAUGCUGUAUAUUUUUCUACUGGCUGUAUACUGAGAUCAAAGAAUGAGCUAACCUGUUUUACUUGCUUUCCCUCAUACAGAAGGGUUAUGCAAAAAUAGCAAGUCUUAGCUGGCAUAUCAUAUAAAAGGAGAAGAUAGCGAGAGGUAGAAAGAAUACAACUCAUGUAACAUUUGUAUAUGUGGUAGAAAGAAGAGAUGAUUGUACAUCAAAAGUAGAUAAUUAGCAAAAGAAGAAGAAGGUAGAUACUUGUUUGAGAAUCAUAUUAACUGGCUUGAGUUCGUUUCUGACAUGUUGUCUGGAUGUUGAAGGUGUAAAGCUUCUUUGUGGAUUCAGAGAAAAGAAAAGAGUCCUGGGUCCAUCUAGAUACCCUCUGAGUUCUAAGCUAUAUGUAUUGUUAGGUUGGGCGCUUGUCGUCUGAGUGUAUCUUAAUGGUGCUCUCAUUUAA